AGGCCAAUGGCAGACCGCGUGGCUGGUUGCUAGUGAAGCGCUGGCGGCAAGAUGGCGGCGACCGGCGAGGGCAGCCCGGCUUCGCUCCCGCAGCGGCUGGAUCAGCCCAGGCGGCCGCCGCGGAACGGUUAUGGUGUCUACGUAUACCCAAAUUCUUUCUUCCGCUAUGAAGGAGAAUGGAAAGAAGGGAAGAAACACGGCUUGUUCCAGCCCCCUCUGGCUCCUAGUCUGCAGAGUCACGGGAAGCUGCUGUUUAAAGAUGGAAGUUACUAUGAGGGCGAGUUUUCAGAUGGAGAGAUCACAGGGUUCGGCUGCCGGUACUGGGCCUGGUCAGGAAACACCUAUUCCGGACACUUUGUUUUAGGAGAGCCUCAAGGACAUGGCGUCAUGAAAUAUAAAGCUGGGGGCUACUACGAAGGGGAGCUCUUUCGCGGCCUGAGGGCAGGACAGGGGUUUCUGGUGGACAGGGAUGGACAGGAGUAUCGGGGGUCCUUCCAUGACAACAAAAGGCAUGGCCGAGGACAGAUGCUUUUUAAGAACGGCGACAAGUAUGAAGGAGACUGGGUCCAGGACCGGCGUCAGGGACACGGGGUGCUGCGCUGUGCUGACGGCUCCACCUACGAGGGACAGUGGCACAGCGAUGUCUUCAGUGGGCUGGGCAGCCUGGCCCACUACUCAGGAGUCAUCUACCAUGGGCUGUGGAUCAACGGCCACCCAGUGGAACAAGCCUCGAGGAUGGUGAUUCUGGGUCCGGAGCUGCUGGAAGUGGCCCAGGGAGCCCCCUUCACGCUGCACGUCCAGCUGCAGCAGCAGCAUGGGGACCUUGCCAAGGGCGAGAGUGGCCGGGUCCUGAGGAUCUCCGCCGGCAUCAGAUACGUGCAGCUCCCAGCCUAUUCCGAGGUCAGCUUUUUCAAAGUGGAUGAAGACCACCAAGAGACACCCAUGCAGACACCAUUUGGGUUCCAGUGCAUCUCCUAUCCUGUGUCCACCCCCACCUUGCGGGGCCUGGAGCCCGAGGCUGCCAAAGAAACUGCUGGAGCUGACUUGCCACUCCUGGAGGAAGACCAGGUGGACACCCCCAGUGGCCUGGCUGCCAGGGGACGCCAGUCCCAGUGUCUCGGGGACCAUCAGCGGCAAGUGGAGCAAGGCUAUGCUGAAUUCCGGGACCUGCUUCUUGGGCCCCCUCCGCCUGGGCGCCAGCCUUUCCUGUUCCUGCACAGCCCGCACAAGAAGGACGGCAGCAAGCCCAGAGGCAGCCUGUGCCCUUCCGGUGUGAUGCCCACUGCCCAGGAGCCAACAGGAGGCAGCAGGCCUGAAGAGACCUCAGCAGAGCUGGCGGCAGAGGCCUACCCAGGGGAAUACGUGAUCAUGAUCCAUGAUGUGACCACCCCUCCGUUCCUGGGCCGCCCACUGCCCACCGCCUUCAAACACCUGCGGGUCCUGGCAAAGGGGACUGGCCAGAGGCCCCGUGUCCCUGAAGAAGGCACCAGAGCCUUCAGUCAGAGGCAAGCCCCAUGGACACACUCAAGAACUCCAGCGCCCUAGGGGUCACCUUCGUCUCGAAUGCAAGUUAAUGCUGCAUCCCCGGGGCCCAUCCCCCACGUGCCCAAGUGGCCCGAGCAGCCUGAAGUGGAGGGCUGUCCCACAAGA
Molecule: messenger RNA, 1650 nt
Organism: Sciurus carolinensis (gray squirrel)
Lineage: Eukaryota; Metazoa; Chordata; Mammalia; Rodentia; Sciuridae
Gene: Morn1
Product: MORN repeat containing 1
Exons: 15
Coding region: 52-1545 (497 amino acids)
Cellular component (GO): cytosol
Source: RefSeq, a predicted model, not a curated record